GAGUCACAAGCGUGCAUCAUAAAAAUGAUUGAAGAACUAAAAGAGGAAGUAAUGAACUUGCUUAAAAAUGCUAAUGAUCACUUACAAGAGAUGGAAUUAAUUGAUGCACUUCAACGUCUGGGUGUGGCAUAUCACUUUGAAAAAGAGAUAGAUGAGAUACUAAGACAAAUUUGUAAUGCCCAAAUGGAGGGCGAUGAUUUGCAUACUGUUGCCCUUCGCUUUCGACUCUUAAGACAACAUGGUUACAAUAUACUUGCAAAUGUUUUUAUCAAGUUCAAAGAAGUUGAUGGGAGUUUCAAGGCUAUCUUAAGAAAUGAUGUGAAGGGUUUGUUAAGCCUAUAUGAAGCUACUUAUCUUGGAAUCCCAGAAGAUGAUAUAUUAGAUGAAGCACUUAAUUUUGCAAAACUACAUCUCAAAUCCAUAGAAAGCCAUAUGAGAACACCUCUUGCAACACGAGUACUACAUGCCCUUGAGUUGCCUCUGCAUAGGAGAACGAGGAGGUUAGAGGCAAAGAAUUAUAUGUCCAUUUACCAAGAAGAUGAGGGACGAAUUAAUAUGGUAUUGGAGCUUGCAAAGUUGGAUUUUCAUAUGCUGCAAUCAAUUCACAGAGAAGAAGUUAGAAGCAUCUCUAUGUGGUGGAAAGCACUUGGCGUUGCAAAAAAGCUAACUUUUUGCAGAGAUAGAAUAGUCGAGUGUUAUUUUUGGAGUCUUGGGGUAUAUUUUGAGCCUCAGUAUUCUAAAGCUCGAAUUUAUAUCACCAAGGUGAUUGCUUUACUUUCAAUCAUGGAUGAUAUUUAUGAUGCUUAUGGCAUGGUAGAGGAACUCCAAGCAUUUACUGAAGUCAUCCAAAGGUUUGAGCAUCUCCUAUUAGCACUUGAUUUUUCUUUUCACAAGAAGCAUUUGGAAAUUGCAUAG
Elaeis guineensis (African oil palm) is the source of this 915-nucleotide messenger RNA. RefSeq names its product sesquiterpene synthase TPS2-like. Gene Ontology annotation, biological process: terpenoid biosynthetic process. The record is from RefSeq and is a predicted model, not a curated record. Gene Ontology annotation, molecular function: terpene synthase activity; magnesium ion binding. Lineage: Eukaryota; Viridiplantae; Streptophyta; Magnoliopsida; Arecales; Arecaceae.